GUUUACUUAAGGACAGUAUUGUUGUGAAACUAGAGAAGCACAAAUUCUAACUUAUAGCUGGCAAAAUGUCACUGUUGGUUAUAGUCUUCUUGCUGGUCCUUAUAAAACCCAUUGCUGGUGGAUGUCCACCAUCAUCAGGUAUUUACUUGAUGCAUAGAGGAGAGUGCUAUCCCAAUGGAUCAUACUUUCAUGAUGCAGCCAUCAGAACACACUACCUGAUGUGUGUAGCCCCUGGAUCUACUCUGAAUGGUGGACAGUGGGUUAGAGCUAUUGAUGGAGAUCCUGUUACCUGUGGCAGCAACAGUGACACUGAUCCAUUUCGCUGUAAUAGUCUAGCCUCACCAAAUGCUAGUCUAAGCCUGUACUUACCAGAUGGACAAUCUCUUUUGUCUGAAAGAGAAGGAUUUUAUAAGUGCUGUUUACCUACUGGUUGUUCAGAUCUCAAUACUAAUAUUAUUACUGCUAGUAUAUUUAGGUGGGCUCAGAUUGCUGAGAUCAAAUUUGAACUCCUUUCAGAUAUGACAAUGCUACCACAGCAAUAUGCAUUGCAUGCCAUCAAGAUUGGUCAAAUGGAUCAUGUAUUUUUACUAGCUGCUACUUGGUAUUUCGAGACUGGAGAUAAUAGCAGCAACCUUACUAGUGUAUGCAAUCAGCAGCAAAACAAUUGUACUGUUGGUUCUGGAGUACUAUUGCAUACAAUUAAUGGAACAUAUGAUUAUAAUGUAACUAUUACAUGGAAUGGAGAGAAUAAUAAUAGUGGAAUUUUGAAUCAAGCAAACAGCAAUGGUGAUAAUGUAUUUAGAUUUUAUUUACAGUUUGGCGUUUCCCAUGAGAAUGUUGUUAGGAAUCGUUAUUAUACAGUUACUGUUCCUGCAUCAACUCCAUCUAAUUUAAGUAUCACUAGUGAAACGACUUCAACCAUAUCACUUUCUUGGAAUGCACUUGGAUCAAUUGAUGCUGAUGGAUAUGUAGUCAAUGUUACCAUAGGCACAAGUAUCAUUCAGACAGUGCAAAUAGAGGGAGGAAAUAGUAAUAAAACAACACUGAAGGGCCUAGCAUCUGGAACCAUCUACAAUAUAACUGUAAGAGCAUAUCAGCAAUUACUGGGACCAGGUAGUAGUGCAAUAUUGGGGCAAACAUUACUAGUAAUUCAGUCAAUUAAUUGGACAUUGGUUUCAUCAAUUAGACAACUUAGUCAAACUGUGUAUCGUAUUGAUUGCAUUGUAACUACUGAAAUAGAUCCGUUGAUUGAUAUACACUGGUUAGUCAAUGGAGAUAUAAAGAACAGCUCAAUGUUUACAUUACUUAAUGAUGAAACUUACAACAUUUCCUUAUUGAUAAAUCCUGAUCCACUGGGAGUGUCUGUUAAUGUAUCUUGUGUGGCAAAAAAUGAUGGACGUGCCUACAGUAAAUUUGUAAAAUUACAUGCUCCUACUGGACCCCCAAGUGAUGUUCAAGCAUUCAUACUAGAUAAUGAUAGCAUUAAAGUCAAUUGGACUUCAUCUGGAAAUAACAAUGGCUUUGCUAUUGAGUACAUUACAAAAGAUGGGAGCAGUAAUGUGACCCUCACCAGAGAAUUUGAAAUCACAUUAUAUCUACCAAUGAAUACUUAUUUUAUAAUUGUAUACUCAUAUGUUGAUCUUCCUUCUAUCAAUGGCACAUCUACAAUGAUAAUGUUUGAUAUUCCCAGUCCAAUAACAAGUUUUGUAAUAUUCAAUAUCUCAAGCAGUAAUGCUACACUGAAGUGGACUAAUGAAAAUAGAAGCUAUAUCACAUAUUAUGUAGUCUCCCUUACUCCAUCAUGCUUUGAAAUUUCACCUAUAAACAAAAUAAUUUCUGUCAAUCCUCAUGAGUCCACCAGUAUCUACAACAUUACAUUUAGUGCUCUAUACAGUGGUAUGGACUACACUGCUAAAGUGAGGGCUGGUAACGUACUAGGAGAAUCAAACUCAAAAACGCUAAAUUUUAGUACUAUAUCAACAAUUCCUUUAGGUGAACCAAACAAUAUUCUUUCAAAUAAAACACACAACUGGAUAACAUGGGAUGAGGUCAAUUGCUCUAUGCUUAACGGUAGACUAAUAGAGUACACGGUGAUGAUUACUGGUGUUGCACACACUACUGAGGAAUAUUUUAAUAUAUAUAAUUUAUUAUUUCUCACUGUGUACAACAUUAGUAUAGCUGCCACAAAUUCUGCUGGAACAGGACCUUUUAGUGCUCCAAUUACGUACAUUGUGCAAGAGCCUAAACAAGUCAAUUUAAUAUUAAGUGUCAUGGGAACUACAUGGGCUUUUAUUUCAUGGAGUGCCCCAAACAACAUGCCUAUUCUAUAUUAUGAAGUAAAGUAUAAUGCUUCUGAGUCAGAUAACUGUUCAUCAAUGUCAAUGAGGCUCACUACUGAUUCUUAUUACUCUACUAUAUCUAGUGCAGAUACUUAUGUCAAUAUAACAGGUUUGACAGCUAAUACUUUGUAUUGCUUUGCUGUGCGGACAUAUGUCAAUGGAUAUGGGGAAUGGAGUAUCUUAGCUAAUAAGACACUUUUAACAUUAAAUAAUUCUAACAAUGCUUCAGGGUCUGAUAACAUCUUUGUUGGACUUGGUGUUUCAACUGGUGUGUUGCUAUUACUUUUAGUAGCCAGUAUUACCAUUAAUAUAAUGUUCAUCAUAAUAAAAUGUAAAAGCCAGGCAGAGCAGAAUGUUGAACGUGAUGAGCCCAAUCAUAUUAAUAUGCAAGUCUGUGAACCAUACAUGAUUAAAACCUCUCCAUCACAAGAUCAGAAUUUUGAGCAAGAAACUUCUGAGCAAGAAGACUUAUAUGUUUACGUGCCAAAUUAAUAAAGGGCAAAGGCUCUGGCUUUAUAUAAUAUGACUACCGGGUACAUACAUGGUGCGGUUUUAUAGUUUGUUUUGUGGAAUAAAUUAAA
Molecule: messenger RNA, 2920 nt
Organism: Amphimedon queenslandica
Lineage: Eukaryota; Metazoa; Porifera; Demospongiae; Haplosclerida; Niphatidae
Exons: 12
Coding region: 66-2831 (921 amino acids)
Molecular function (GO): protein binding
Source: RefSeq, a predicted model, not a curated record